AUGGGGAAUGUAUCCCAGGCUGCCGUGAAAGCCGAGGGAGGGAAUGAUAACGCCCCUGGGCUGUUUAUAUCAUCACUGGCCACAAGGAGGUGCCAGAGGACUGGGAGAACAGCCAAUGAGGUUCCACUUUACAAGAAGGAUGAGAGCGAUAGACCAGGGAACCAUAAACCAGUGAGUCACACAACAGUGGUGAGGAGGAACCUAAUGGAGAAAAUAAUGAGGAGAGAAUUAAUCUCCAUUUGGAGAGCAGCAGAGAGUGAAGAAUUUGCCAUUUACGAUGGGAACCGUGGAAAUGGAACAGUGUUCACUGUUUUCAGUAACAGAACCAUCAGUCAUUCAUCAGGAACUGGUUGGGAGACCAAGAUUAAAGGAGCUACUUCACAUGGACAAGGAACUGCUUCAGGUUACAAAUUGGCCCAGCAAAACCGUUUCAAAAAACUGCAAGAUUACAAGUUUGUAUCCCCAUAUGUCUUAUCAGGGAAACAGAAACGGAGUGUAACUGUCCUUCCACGGAGGAGCCAACCAGAUGACAUCAGCAUUUCGGUGGUGUUAGAUGGAGCAGACAUAAUACUGGAUCUCAAAAAAAAUACAUACCUCAUGACCAAAGAGUUCCAGGUGUCAUACUAUGAAUCAAAUGAGACUGUGGUGACAGAGAAGGAUACUGAACUGUACCAGUGUUACUAUCAGGGAUCUGUGAGAAAAUUCCCUGGAUCCCAGGUCUCUGCAAGCACCUGCUCAGGACUCAGUGCUCUGAUCAUUUUCAGUAAUCAAACUUAUAUCAUUGAACAUAUUGAGGGCGAUGAAGCAGGCCGGCAUGUUUCAUACAGAACUGAAGAUCUCUCUCGAGUGUGGACCAGAUGUGAAAUUAAACACUCCUUCCAGGAGUUAUCUGUCACUGAUCAUUUUCAUUCCCCAAGAAGGGUUAAGCGGGAUAUACUGUCAGAGACCAAAUACCUUGAGGAGGUGCUUGUGGCAGACAAAGCUUUGCUCACAAAACAUGGGAGUAGAGAAGCUACAGUGAGGCAAUUGCUUUCUGUUGCCAAUACAUUGGACUUGUACUUUAGACCGUUGAAUGUUCGUGUUGCUACAGUGGGAGUUCACGUGUGGGAGGUAGACCCAAUCAGAGUGGAUGCGGAUGCUUCGCUCACACUGACUCGAUUUCUCAUCUGGAGGAUAUUUCGGUUAAAUAUUGGAAUUGCGAAUGACAAUGCCCAGCUCCUUGUAGGCCGCACUUUUCAAAAUGGCACAGAUGGAGCCUCAACCAUAAGGAGUAUCUGUAUAGAGUCCAGAUCUGCAGGAGUGAACUCAGCAAACAGUGAUGAUUUAUCCCGUAUUGUUGCGACUGUGGCCCAUUCAAUGGGACACAAUCUCGGAAUGCUGCACGAUGAUGGUCGAACCUGUGCCUGUCCACAACCCUCCUGUCUGAUGAAGGCAGUAAAGAGUGCACCAUGGCCAGUAAGCUACAGUAGCUGUAGCCAAAAUGAUUUUGAGACCUUCCUGCUUCAUGAACAUGGAGUAUGUCUAAGGAAUCAACCGGACUUUCAUAAGCUGGUUGGGGGCCCCGUGUGUGGAAACAUGUUCACAGAGAAAGACGAGCAAUGUGACUGUGGCCAACCUUCGGAGUGUGAAGACGCCUGCUGUGAGGCUGCAACAUGUAAACUCAAACCUGGGGCGCAAUGCUCAUCCACUGAGCUCUGCUGUGAAGACUGUAAGUUUCUUCCACUGGGAACAGUUUGUCGAUCGUUGAGUAGUGAAUGCGACUUGGAAGAGUAUUGUUAUGGGAACUCCUCACACUGUCCCGACAAUGUGUAUCUGAAAGAUGGCUAUGAGUGUAAAAACGGAACGUUUUACUGUAGUGCCGGAGCUUGUCUGUCUGCAGAUAGCAUGUGUGAGGAGAUGUGGGGUACAGGUGCAAAGUCUGCUGAAGACAUUUGUUAUUCAGCUCUAAAUGGGAAAGGAGAUGCAUUUGGACACUGUGGCAGGGAUCAAUAUGAUCAAUUUCAAAGUUGCUCACCUUGGGAUGUAAAGUGUGGAAAAGUCCAGUGUGAUGGUGGAGAAGCACAUCCACUUCAAAUGGAGACAGCAGUUGUCAAAACAGUAAAUGUUUCGGUGAUGGAUGUUAAUUUUGAAUGCAAAACAGCACAUAUCAUGAUGACUGAUUUCACAAUUUCAGAGAUAGUUCAGGAAGGAACAAAGUGUGGAGAACACAAGGCCUGCAAGGAUGGAAAAUGUAUUGAUGCAGGACAGCUUGGUGUUAAACAGUGUGAAAGGAAAUGUAACGGCAGAGGGGUUUGUAACAAUUACAAUCACUGUCACUGUGAAUUGGGCUGGGAUCCUCCAUUCUGUGACAUCGAAGGGGUAGGUGGCAGUGUUGACAGUGGACCCAUGAUGGAGAUCAUACCAGGGGAACAUGAUUCAAAUAGCAUGGGCGCUGCUGCCCUGGCACCGAUUUUGACAAUGUCGAUUAUUACCUACGUUGUCACAAAGUAUCUGGAGAAGAAGAAAGUUAUAUGCACCAAACCGAGUGCAGCGUCUCCAGACAUUCCGAUGACUUGCCAUGUGAGAACCCUUGAUGGCAAGUCGACAAGUUUGGGUGAUUCACAUCUGCACACUGCUGUCUGAACAGCUCGACUCAAUUCUGAUAUCAGCCAGUGGAACUUCAAAGAACCUGCCUUCUUCUACAAAGUCAUAUUAUAGCCCAUGAGUCAUGAUUCUUACAGAGACUCUUUUCUGUAUUAUGUUGUAUGGACAUGUGAAAAUUGGCAUAGGCAAGGAGUAGAUUUAGAGGCAGUUUAUUGAACAGCAUAUGAUUUAAUCUGAACAAAGAGGUAUAGCUCCAGCUGUAGAAGAAAUCACAGCAGAACAAAAAUAUCAGAGGCGUAUGAUAUGUGUGUAUGAGAUGAUCCACUUCAAUUCAUAUUGUAAAAUGGAUCAACUCCACAACAGUUAGUUCAGCAAUAAUUCAAUUGUUUAGCAGUCAUUACAAUAUUCCAACAGAUGAUUUUAUUAUUUUUCUUAAAAAUGUAGCUCUUGAUUAAAAAUUACUCAUUUAUUUAAUUUUAAAAAGUGCAAAAGUUAAAUAGAAAUGUCAAGAGCCUCCUUCACACUAUUUUAAUUGAAACAGUUUGAGACUCUUUGUUCCAGUUUAUGCAUUGCGAGCGAAGAAAAAUGUGAUGAUUUAAGCAUUGGUUCAGAAGAAGAAUCAUACUGCACUGGAACUGUUAACCAUUGAUAUCUUUCCAAUUGUACUCCUGGAAUUUCUCCAGCACUUUGUUUUUAUUAUAUUUGAAACAAUUGUUACAUCCUCACUCCAAACAAAAAUAAA
Messenger RNA from Stegostoma tigrinum, 3325 nucleotides. Its product is annotated as disintegrin and metalloproteinase domain-containing protein 12-like. The transcript is spliced from 22 exons. NCBI's taxonomy places the organism in Eukaryota, Metazoa, Chordata, Chondrichthyes, Orectolobiformes, Stegostomatidae. The coding region runs from base 1 to 2622 and encodes 873 amino acids. Gene Ontology annotation, biological process: proteolysis. The record is from RefSeq and is a predicted model, not a curated record. Gene Ontology annotation, molecular function: metalloendopeptidase activity.